AUGUCCAAGCCGAAGACCAUGGGCUUAUUUCGACCUUGGAACGAUAUGGAGACAACAAACAAGGCUUCCGAAAUCGUCAUCGUUGACAACGCGCUCCGCAACGUGUCCAGUAGCAGGCAGGAAGACGACGAACAGGUCGUGUCCUCGACGACGUCGACAACUUUAACGAGCACCGCUGAAACAUCCGACGACUGUGACGGCAAUGUCUUGGAUGAAGGAACGGCGGCCUCGACGUCGUUAACCGGUUCUCGUCGUACGCGGAUAGAGAAAGGCGAGUCUUUCGACGACGUAGCGACGACCAGAACUACGCCAUCCCUUAAAGACGAGGAGGAAGCCUUUGUCGUGCAAGGCGCGAGGCGCAGCUCACGUGCCUUUCAUCUGCAGGAACCAGUGAACUCGAUGAUUCCCGUGCCGCGCGUGACUCCCACUCGGGAUUCGGACGAGUUCAACGAUUCUAGUGACGUUAUUUCGUCGAAUUAUCUGUCGGCGCUUCGAGAAUUUCGACCGUCGGAGGAUUUUGCCGCGAUUAUCGGAGCUUAUCCGAUGACGGUCGCGAAUUCGGAUGUCGCGGGACCGUGGACUGUGAGCUCCGAUCGCAUUCCCGACGUUCCCAGGAUACAUCCCGGCAUUUAUUCUGGAAUACACCCCGGAUUUCAGCCCGGCAUCUAUCCUGGAAUCUUUCCUUUAAACCUUUAUAAUCACUCCGUGGAAGAAGCGGUGCAAAUGGUGCACCGGCAGGAUGUUGUCGCUAAAGAGAUGAAGAAGAUGCGCCCGAAGAAACACAGCUGCCCACAUUGCAGCAUGGCAUUCAGUAACGGCGGUCAGCUUACCGGACACAUUCGCAUACAUACUGGUGAGAGACCGUUCAAGUGCGACGUCGAGACCUGCGGAAAACGGUUCACGAGAAACGAGGAACUCACGCGGCACAAACGAAUUCAUACUGGCGUUCGGCCUUACUCCUGUGUCUUUUGCAAGAAGCGGUUCGGACGCAAAGAUCAUCUCAAAAAGCAUAUGAGGACUCAUGAGGUACGCGAUUCGUAUCGCGUUUCGACAGCGGCGUUGGGCAUGAUCGCUUCUCUAAGUUACCCGUUUCAACAAUCUACCGAGCUUUCGCCUUAUCUCUAUCAGAUCUGA
Temnothorax curvispinosus is the source of this 1134-nucleotide messenger RNA. RefSeq names its product Krueppel-like factor 10. The record is from RefSeq and is a predicted model, not a curated record. Lineage: Eukaryota; Metazoa; Arthropoda; Insecta; Hymenoptera; Formicidae. The transcript has 2 exons. Gene Ontology annotation, molecular function: DNA-binding transcription factor activity, RNA polymerase II-specific; RNA polymerase II cis-regulatory region sequence-specific DNA binding. Bases 1 to 1134 code for a protein of 377 amino acids. Gene Ontology annotation, biological process: regulation of transcription by RNA polymerase II.